UCAUUCUCUGAUAUUAAUAAGGAUAGACAUAACACCAAACCUGCAAACAUAUGCCAAAACACACAUUUGAGUACAGGAUGUGAUGAGAGAGAGAGAGAGAAUGUUGUGUAUUCGGUGUCCUCAAGUGUGAGCUGUGGGCCCGAGUCGUGGGUCGGGAUAGUGUUUAGUGGCAACGAUUGGUCAAACCCUUUGCACUUUCUCUGCGGUACAAUAGGCCAAACCCAACCCCUUAUCGAAUCCCAAACAUUGCAAACACAGCCACAGCUCUGGCCGAUCAUUGGAUGGCUGUUAAUGUGUUGGUAUAGUAUGCGAGCGCUCGCAUACCUGCCUACAGCCAUUGUUCCAACGCAUCACAUCUCAUAUGAUAUGCCGACUCGGAGGCCAAACUGGCCAUUCAUUUGGCACAAUAUCACACAAACCACCAUUAAUUUAGAUACUAAUUUCGCCGAUCCUUUAUCUCAUUGUAUGCAUUGUUUGUGUGUGUCUUCUUCUCGAACCCUCAUCUCCACCAACACAUCCACCAACACAUCCACCAUCACAUCUAACAUCACAUCCAACAUCACUGACAUCUCCUCCACCUCUUCGCCGCAUUCGGCAAAAACUGUGAAAAAUAGACUCAGAAGUUAUUCUGUGUCCAAAUCGUGUCCGAUAUCGGCAACAAUUGCUAUCUUAAUAGUCAUAAUGUUAUUCAUUGAUGUGACUCUUGCUUGUGGUCCGGGAAGAGGUGGGGGUCGGAGAAGAAGUCCGAGAAAACUGACUCCUCUUGUAUUCAAACAACACGUUCCCAAUGUAUCUGAGAAUACAUUGGGCGCCAGCGGACAGCCCGACGGCAAAGUGACCAAAGAUGAGCAGAGGUUUAGAGAAUUAGUGCCAAAUUAUAACAACGAUAUCAUCUUUAAAGAUGAAGAGGGGACGGGAGCUGACAGACUCAUGACUCAGAGAUUGAAGGAGAAGUUGAACACAUUGGCCAUUUCGGUGAUGAAUCAGUGGCCGGGAGUCAAACUGAGAGUGACUGAGGGGUGGGAUGAAGAGGGCCAUCACGCCAUCGAUUCACUUCAUUACGAGGGCAGAGCUGUGGACAUAACGACCAGUGAUAGGGACCGAUCCAAGUAUGGAAUGCUCGCCCGUCUGGCCGUUGAGGCCGGCUUUGAUUGGGUCUACUAUGAGUCCAGGUUUCACAUCCACUGCUCUAGAAAUCAGAGGCGACCCGUUCUGGCGAUAUCGCUCACACCGUCUCAUCUGAUUUAUGUGACGGACGACAACACGACAGUCGAGAGCCGACGCAUGAGUCGAGUGGAGUACGCGAAGAAUGUCCAGAAGGAUCAGUUCCUGUAUACCUCUUCAUUAGGUGAUAAUAAGUGGUUGACAUCCACUCUGGAGAGUCUAAAGUCAAGCAAACACUCGGUCUCUAUGGACAGAGUGGUGAGUGUGAAGACUCGGGUGGCUUCGGGUGCGUUCGCGCCGCUGACCCGCGCCGGCAAUUUGAUUGUGAAUAACGUAAUCGCUUCGUGUUAUGCAGUGAUUGGCGAUCAAAGUGUCGCUCAUUUCUCAUUCUUUCCGAUAAGACUAUUUGAAAGUAUCAAAGACUCGAUCCAAUCGAUGGCCUCUUUAUUGCACUUAAGAGACCGACAGUCAAAUCACAAGAUUGUGUCUUCGCAUCAAAUCGGUGUUCACUGGUAUCCAAAACUGUUAUAUAGUUUAUCAAAAUAUAUCGUGCCUUCGGAUCAAAUUAUUUUUCAA
Molecule: messenger RNA, 1740 nt
Organism: Medioppia subpectinata
Lineage: Eukaryota; Metazoa; Arthropoda; Arachnida; Sarcoptiformes; Oppiidae
Source: the annotation of a GenBank genome assembly